AUGGCAUGGAGGGGAAACAUAUCCAAGUCGCUGAAAGAGCUCAGGAUCCUUCUCUGUCAAUCUUCUCAAUCUAGCUCUUCCGCCAGAACUUUCGUAGAGACGAAUUACAAGGAUUUGAAGUCUCUAAACCCCAAAUUCCCAUUCCUGAUUCGCGAAUGUAGUGGGAUCCAGCCUCAGAUGUGGGCAAGAUAUGAUAUGGGUGUGGAGAGGUGUGUAAACUUGAACGGUAUGAACGAGUCACAGAUUCUGAAAGCCCUUGAAGAUCUUGUGAAAGCUGGAGGAGCUACCAAAGCCUGA
Molecule: messenger RNA, 297 nt
Organism: Microthlaspi erraticum
Lineage: Eukaryota; Viridiplantae; Streptophyta; Magnoliopsida; Brassicales; Brassicaceae
Source: the annotation of a GenBank genome assembly